AUGGUAUCACAAAAAAGCAUGCUGUUCAGUGAGGAACAGCAGCUGUGCAUUGACAUAGCCAGCAAAGGCCAUAACCUGGCCAUUUUAGGACAGGCGGGCACAGACGAGAUAUCGAUGCUAAGUGCAAAUAUGCUGAGCCAGGUGGAAUUCAUAUGUAGAACUGUACGAGACAGUGGACGCUACUUCGGCGGACUGCAGGUGAUCGCCAGUGGCGACUUUUACCAGCUGCCUCCGGUUCCAAAUGUCCUGAACCAAGACCAGGGUUCUUUCGCCUUCCAAGGUCCAGUCUGGAAGGAAGUGUUUCCACAUAAGGUUAUUCUUAUGGAAGUUGUCCGGCAAAGUGAGCCUUUCCUUAUCCAGACAAUACAGCAGGCUGCUGCAGGGCACCUGACAGAUGAAAGUGUCGCCAUCAUCAAAAGUCUGGCCAGGCCUCUGCCAACACCAACAGCUGCUGAAAAGUCUGUCAAACUGUUUUCUCUUAACCAUCAGGUGGACAAAUACAACAGAGAUUGCCUGCAGGAACUGCCAGGGGAGCUGAAGGUGUAUGACAGUGAGGACAAUGGGGAGGAAAAGCAUUUAAAGACACUAAAGGCGCCAAAGACAUUGUGCCUGAAAGCCAAGUGCCCUGUGAUGUUGGUCAGAAAUUUUUCAGAUGAACUGGUGAAUGGGAGCAGGGGAAUUGUGGAAAAGUUUGAGGACAGUGCAGUGACAGUGAAAUUUGAAAAUCCCAGUAUGACCGUCCGAUUGACGAGAACGAAAUUUUCAGGUUUAAAUAUACUUAUUGAAUACCAAAAUAGUUCGGAGUUAACAAAAGCCACCUUGCUUUUUUUAGUGUAUGACCCUGUGCAGAAGGUGGACAUAGCCUCCAGACUCCAGCUGCCUUUAGUUCCGUGCUACGCCAUAACAAUCCAUAAAGCCCAGGGAAUGACACUUGACAGAGUCGAGAUCGACUGUCGAGGUAUUUUCAAGUCUGGACAGCUUGGUGUUGCCCUGGGACGUGUGAAAUCAUCUGAGGGUCUCCGUGUUGUAAAUUUUGCAAGGAGACAUGUACCACCACAACCUGCCUGUCUAGAUGAGUUUUAUGCAGUGGAGUCGCAGAAUUUUGUGGAGAACCGAACAUGCUGCAGAGACAAAGAGUAA
Messenger RNA from Priapulus caudatus, 1140 nucleotides. RefSeq names its product ATP-dependent DNA helicase PIF1-like. The record is from RefSeq and is a predicted model, not a curated record. The transcript has 6 exons. Gene Ontology annotation, biological process: telomere maintenance; DNA repair. Lineage: Eukaryota; Metazoa; Priapulida; Priapulimorpha; Priapulimorphida; Priapulidae. Gene Ontology annotation, molecular function: DNA helicase activity. Bases 1 to 1140 code for a protein of 379 amino acids.